CGCACAGAGGCACUUCCGUGUCGCUUGGUGAUGACGUCGUGACGGCGUGAUUGACAAAACGCACCGGGUGAUGGCGCACUUGUUUAAAAAAUCCAGCUCAGUUUUGCUCUGGCUUCCGUGAUACAUUCGAGUUAAAGGAGGCAACAGAUCAAGCUGGAAAAACUUUAUGACUGUGUCUUCCCUGAAAGCAUCUCUUCUUCAAGUGUGUGUCACUGAGUGAUGGAGAAUGGCCCCCGUUGGUUGCCAUGGCGCCCAGCAGCAAUCCAUCUCCGUUCAUGUGCUUGUGCAGACCGAAGGGAACGAAACAACAAGUACUGGUUGUGGGAGCAGAGCCACUGGUCCGCGGCCUGAGGAAACUCCCAGAAGAUAUCGACUGGUCCUACUCAGGUACCCUGAGCCAGCGCAACUGGGGUAAGAGGUAUCCGUCCUGUAACAGCGCCAGGCAGUCUCCUGUGGACAUCGAUGAAACGUUUACCCAAGUCAGGCUGCAGUACCAGAAUCUGCAGUUUGAAGGCUGGGACAAACUGACGGCAGAGUCCAGCACCAUCCACAACGACGGGAAGACUGUGUCCAUCAGUGUGGAAGGGGAGUUCUUUGUGAGCGGAGGAGGGCUGAGCUCCAGGUUUCGUGUUGCCAGAAUCACCUUCCACUGGGGCCGCUGCAAUGCAACGUCAGAUGGGUCUGAACACAGCCUGAACGGGAUGAAAUACCCUCUGGAGAUGCAGAUCUACUCUUAUGAUCCAGCUGUCUUCCCAACUCUGGAUGAUGCCGUUAAGGGAGGAGGGAGGAUCGCUGCCUUGGCUGUGCUCUUUGAAAUCAGCCUGGACGACGACGAGAGCUUCAGUCCCGUUAUAGAAGCCGUCAGCACUGUCAGCAGGUUUGGAAAGAGCGGCUCAAUGGAAGCGUUCACCUUACGGUCGUUGCUGCCCAACAGCACGGAUAAAUAUUACAUCUACAAUGGCUCGCUAACCGAACCUCCCUGCUCGGAGACAGUGGAAUGGAUCGUCUUUAAAAACACGGUGGCCAUAUCAGAAACACAGCUGGAGGUGUUUUGUGAGGUGAUGACGAUGGAGCAGGCCGGGUACGUGAUGCUCACCGAUUACCUGCAGAACAACUUCAGGGAGCAGCAGCAGCAGUUCAUGGGUCAGGUGUUUGCCUCGUACACCGGUGUGGAGGACGUGCGAACGCCCACCUGCAGCUCAGAGCCGGAGAAUGUUCAGGCCGACGCCCAGAACGACACGACCAUCAUGGUCAUGUGGGAGCGUCCGCGCGUAGUUUACGACACAACCAUCGACUGGUACACCGUCACCUACCAGAGGCUGCAGGGCCGUGACCAGAGCAAGCAGGAGUACAGGACAGACGGGGACCAGGACGUGGGUGCCAUCAUCCCCAGCCUGCUGGCCAACAGCAGCUACGUGGUUCAGGUGGUGGCUGUUUGCACCAACGGACUCAGAGGACGAUGGAGUGACCAGAUCAUAGUGGACAUGCCGUUAGAAGACCCUGAAAGUGAUUCAGAUCCUGUCGCUGUCACAAAAGAUCUGGAAGGCAACAGGGAGGUCUCAUCCAAAGCCAGACCAGAGAAGCCAGAGAACCAGAAUCAGGUGGAUUCGUCUGCAGAGGACCACAGCCCAGUGGAGGAGAUCCCAGUGGAGCAGACCAGGGUUUACCAAAAUCAACCAGGUAGCGAAACUCAGGAAAACCCGAACCUCCCGGUCCGGGUCGGCACCCGUCCAACCCCAAAGAGUCCCUCAGAGUCAGCCGUUCUCCAGAAAACUCGACUCAACCAGAAUGUGAAAAAGAAACCAGGUCGGAACAAGUCUAAACCCGAUGAUACGGAUCAAAACUGGAUUGAUGAUGAUGAGAGGAUUCUGACGCAGCGGCCAUACACAAAUGUGGGUUUCGACGGCAAUGGUGCAAUAUGGGUAACUGAUGUCACAGAGCAGCCAGGGUUCCUGUUUCCAGUUGCUCGGUCGACCACCCUGGCGACAAUUCGCCGACAAAUUACAGAGGAGGCUUCGCUGUCAGAGUUGCCGCAUCAGUCAGGUGAUAAUGGUCCGCCAGACCAAGCCGGUGAAAGCGGCCGCCCAUCUCCCCAGUCGGACCUCUUCACCCCUCCUGUGGGGGACAUCCAAGUCACAGAUGUCUUCUAUGAAGACACAGUUAACACCUCGCCGCUAGAAACCACAACCAUUGCUUCAACAGUGUCUGCUGCCGCUGUGUUGCCAGGUAAUAAAGCGACUGAAGCCUCCCCGCCAGCCUCAGAAGACAGUGAUGCCUCCGUGAACGAACCUGUGCCAGAAGACAUCACCUCAGCUCCCUCCAGCCCCUCCUGGAUCACGGCGAGGGCGGCGACCGGCAGCAACACACUCGCUGAGUCGGUCUACAAAUCAUUCACCUCCUCCUCUCUGCUCAGGGUGCUGAUGCACACAACCCAGCCCAUGUUUAACGUGAAAACAUCCAAAGCUGAGGACUUAGCUUUUGAUCAGUCUUCUGGCUUAACAAACUCUCCUAACAGUCUUGGUGGAGUGAUGGUCGAGCCUGCAGUCUCUGUCCUAGAUGGAGGAUUCUCUGCCGACGGAGAUCCAUUCAGUGUCGCGCCUCAAUCGCUCAGCCUUUUUAAUGAAUACGCCGGCAAUAUCCGUCCUUUUCCUUCCCUCCCUGAAGAUCAGAGAAGUGGCAUUGUCUUUCAUCAUAAAGCCAAGUCCUCUGAAGAGCACUCUAUCGUCCGUCAAAUCUCUACCACUCUGGGUCCUCGGGAUCGCUUCAUCACCACUUAUUCCAUUCCUCUGUGGCCUGGUAAUCCCUUGAGUACCAUUAAAUUAUCAGAAGCAAACACAGCUGACGGAAGGAACCCAAGUGUUGAUGGUCGGGUUCAAGAUCUGAAUAAGUUGCUACUCCCCAACGAAAGAGAAGAUCAAGAGGAAGCCAGGGCGGAUGGACGUACAAAGUCCAACCCAGGCCUGUCAGCUGAGGGAAGUGGAUCAGGCUCUGGCCUCUAUAGCAACAGGUUAAAUCAGGAAUUGGGUGGAGUUACGACAGUCAACUACAUAUCUACCUUAUCUACUAUUAACUUCCAGGUAGAUAAUACCGGGAAAAAGAGUAGAUCAACGGGUAUAAAGAUGGAUAGUGAAACAGAUGAGGAGGCAGGAAGCAAAAUAAUUGGCAAGAAUGAAAGUGAAACAGUAGCAGAGGAUGAAAGUGAGCUAAGUAGCGAGGAGGAAGAGGAGGAUGGAGAAGGAGAAGCAGUCAGUGCCACGGGGAAUCAGAAAUUGAGGAAAAUGGUUGAUGAAACAGAUGAGAGUGCCAGACAGCUCAAUAGCACAGCAGGUUGUGACACGCUGAAUGACAAAGAGAGAGAAACUGAAGUUGAGACUGUAAUGGGAACGGUAAUGAACAGUGGGGAGGAAAUUGAGUCAGAUUUCAGAGUUUUUAGCCGGCCUGUGAACAUCCACGGCUCUGGAGAUGGUGGAGAAAGAGAGGAAGGCGGACAUGGAAAAGGAAUGAACGUCGGUGGUGAUAAUGACGGUGUCGAGGCUGCGGGCGGAACGAAAAGUGGUGACGGAGGUGAUGGAGGGGAAGACGGCAGGAGAGAAGAUGCGUCUGGCAGAAGAGAUGGUCUCCAGCUGUCUGUCAGCCAAGAUGGACCUACAGCAGAGCUCCCCCUGUUUGACAGCAGUGAAGAAGAUGGAGACGGUGAUGAACACAGUGAAGACGAGCGAAACUUAAGUCUUGACAGUCGAGAUGUUUGGGGUAAAUCUACUCUUGAGGACAACAAAGAGCGAGAUGGCGACGGUAAAAGACUGAAGAUUGAAGGAGGCGGCGAAGAUGACACUGCGGCUGGAACCAAAGAGAGUUCACAGCAGCCCCAAAGCGUGGACAGGUUGUUGUUUGAUCCUGCAAAGAGCCCCGUGUUGAGGCAUCAUGUCCCUCUGUUCACACUGACAGAUGGCAGCAAGGCCACAGACGAGCGUAUGGAAGAGGGCAGCAACAGCAGCCAUGAGUCUCGGAUCGGGCUGGUCGGAGGUGUGGAGAGGGAGAAGAGGACGGUCAUUCCUCUGGCUGUCGUCUCCACUCUCACCAUCCUCUGUCUGCUGGUACUGGUGGGAAUACUCAUCUACUGGAGAAACUGUUUCCAGGCUGCCAAUUUCUACCCAGACGACACUGCAUCACCUAAAGUCAUAUCUGCUCCAUCUACACCCAUGUUGCUGGCCACAGACGGUCACGAGCCGCUGACAGUGAAGCAGUUUGUGAAGCACGUAAUGGAGCUGCACACCACCAACACCUUCUCCAAGGAGUUUGAGAUUGUCAAAGAAUCCUAUGAGGAGGUGCAGGCCUGCACAGUGGACAUGGGCAUCACUGCCGACAACUCCAGUCACCCUGACAACAAAAGCAAGAACAGAUACAUCAACAUACUGGCCUAUGACCACAGCAGAGUGAAGCUCUCCAACAGUUUGGACAGAGAUGGGAAGUGUGGGGACUACAUCAACGCUAACUUCGUGGAUGGUUAUGAGCGAACAAGGGCCUACAUCGCAGCUCAGGGGCCACUCAGAGCGGGCAGGGAGGACUUCUGGAGGAUGAUCUGGCAGCAGAACGUUGGAGUCAUUGUCAUGAUCACCAACCUCAAGGAGAAAGGAAGGACUAAGUGUGACCAAUACUGGCCUGAGGAGAAUCAGGAGGAAUUCGGCCCCUACCAGGUGACUCUGAAAAGCAGCAAGACCCUCGCUUACUACACACUGCGGACGUUCACUGUCAGAGACACUUCAAAUAAGGCGUCUCAGAGGAGAGUUGAGCACACUGUCCUCCAUUACCACUACACCCAGUGGCCAGACAUGGGCGUCCCAGAAUACUCUCUGCCUGUCCUGUCCUUCAUCAGAGCGUCCUCUCGGGCACGGACACAGGAGAUGGGACCUGUACUGGUGCACUGCAGUGCUGGCGUCGGGAGGACGGGAACCUACAUAGUGAUAGACAGCAUGCUGCAGCAGAUCCAGGAUCAGGGCACAGUCAACGUUCUCGGUUUCCUAAAACACGUCCGGACGCAGAGGAACUUCCUGGUUCAGACGGAGGAGCAGUACAUCUUCAUCCACGAUGCCCUGGUGGAGGCCAUCAUGAGCCGCGACACCUCGGUGACCUCUGACCUCCUGCACACCUAUGUGUCAGAACUCCUGACCCCUGGAGCAUCAGGCAGGACGCGCAUGGACAAGCAGUUCAAGUUGAUCAGCCAGCGGCAGGCGAAGCACGCAGACUACAGCACUGCCCUGAGGGACGGCAACGCAGAAAGGAACAGAGCCAGAGCGCUGAUGCCUGUGGAAAGAUCAAGAGUGUGUCUGACAGCUUCAGAAACAAACUCCACAGGGUACAUCAACGCCUCCUACGUCACGGGACAUCACCAGAGUAAAGAGUUCAUAGUGAGCCAGACUCCUCUGAGCAGCACGGUGGCAGAUUUCUGGAGAAUGAUCCUGGAACACAACACGCACUUUGUUGUCCGUCUGCAGGACACACACUGUCAGAGUGGAGAGGGGCAAUCGUGUGUUUUUUGGCCCAGUAAAGAUCAGCCAAUGAACUUUGAGGGUUUUACUGUGUCGUACGUGGGGGAGGAGCAUCUAUGUUUGUCCAACGACGAGAGACUCUUGGUGCAGGACUUUACAGUACAGUGUCCACAGAACCAUUAUGUGCUGGAAGUGCGUCAGUACAGCGCCACCUGCUGGCCGAACCCUGACAGUCCCAUCAGAAACAGUUUUGAUCUGGUCAACACGGUCAAAGAGCACAGCAGACUUUCAGACACACCGACAGUCAUACAUGAUCCGUUGGGAGGUGCUACAUCUGGGCUGUUCUGUGCCCUCACCACCCUGUCCAGUCAGCUCGAGGAGGAGGGAGCAGUAGAUGUCUACCAGGUGGCACGGAUGACCAACCUCAUGAGGCCUGGGGUUUUUAAUGAUGUCGAGCAGUACCAGUAUCUGUACCGAGCCGUGCUGAGUCUAGUGAGCAGCCAGGAGGACCAGAGAGCCCUGCAGAGUCCAGAAACCAACGGAUCUGUACCACUGGGACAGACUAACAUCACCGAGAGCCUGGAGUCCCUCAUGUAGACCCAUGCACACAUGUAACACACAAACAUUUCACAUACGUAGGAAGCGCAUCAUAUGGGCACACACACACACACACACCAGUAUAGACUGCUGAGUGAUAAGAGGAUGAACUCUAUCAUCAUAUAGCUGCGUCCACUGAGCAUGCUAACGCUUUGAUACAGUGUGUUCAACAAUCAGAGAUCAUAACGACUUUAACACUCGAGAGCUUGUCGCCCCCUGGGCACGCCUGGCAGGUUUAGACAAGUGAUAAUGUUCAUUAAUCCUACUGUUAGCGUUAGCAUGCACAGCAGACACAGAGCUCAUCUCUGAUGUUAAGAGACCAACCGGCCAUGAUAUGACUGACAAGGUACCACCUGUCUAGUAAGGCACUCUUUAUAUAAGGGUUAACUAAUGACUUUAUCAAUGCUUCAUAAAUGAAUGAGCAAAGAAUGAGGGCUGCAGAUGAUAUGGACCAAAGCCCAUUCAGUGAUUUGUCAUUAAAAACUCUUUGUUAAUUAAAAGCCUUUAUAAAUGGCUUGUUCUUAUUAAUGAUUACAGAUGUGUUGGGUUAUUAGAGAGCAUGUAUCAACUAGAACAAGGAUUUAUCACCACAUUUAUACAGAGUGGAGGGCAAACAUCAGCCAGUGGGCUUUUUGUAACUUGUUUCUUUAAAGCAUUAGUGAAAGAUUUUUUAAGCAUUAAUAAAGACAUUAGUGCCCAUUCAGAAGUCUUUAUAACAGACUCUGUGUUAGCAAGUGGUUCCAAAGAAGCUUCACUGCCUUUCCAACAAGAACGUGCAGAUGUUCCAGCUGUGUAUCUGUUGCUGCUCAGUGUGCUGCCUCAAAGUAGCAGCAGUGCCAACACUUCCUGAGAGAAGCACGGCCAACAACCUCCCGAGGGCUUUCAUCUAAAACGAAAUGAAUAUGAAAUCAACAACAUAAAAUGUAUCUUAAUGAUGGAAGGAACCCGCCAUUUAAUUUUAAUAAUGUACCCUGAAUUCAUUUAAUCUUUAAAAUAUAUUUCUUUAAUUUGAUCUUUCCUUUCUUAGUUUUUGGACUUUUGUCAUGAUUAAUGUUUUCCAUCAUUCUCCUGAAAGAAAUACUUUGUAAUAAAACUGCAAUUGGCACACAGUGAAAUCAAACAAAUGAAAGAUAGCUGAAAACAGAAUAAUCUGCCAAAGUAGACAACAGAUGACUUUAAUUUUUAAAAAGGGAAAUGAUUCAGGAAAUGACUGUCUCCUGAUCCCUUGUUUUACAUCAUUAAAAUUCACUGAUGCUCUGCAGAUUUCGGGGCUCAAACUAUCACAGCUCGUUUAUUUCCACUAACAUUUCAAAAUAACCAAAAUCUCUUCAGGCCUCGCCAGCGACAGCACAGUGUCUGCUGUUGGAUUUCUCUCUUCAUGUCUCAUGCUCUCUGGUUCCCCCGUGCCUUUUGUAAACUCAUGUUCUUGUACUUAAAACCGUUUUGAUACGACAACUGUGUGACUAAUAUGCCAAAAUAAUGACCCGUGACUUUUUUCUAUUUUCUUAAAGUCUUGUUGCGUUUGUUACUUUCGUACGUAAAGGUCAGAGAGGAGAACAUGUCGUCGACUCGGGUGAAAACUGGGAUUUAAAGUGAUCAGACACGACAGUCCCUGUAAGCCUGACAGGCUAGAAUUUAUGUCAGUAACAGUGGAUUCAAGUGAUAAUCAGCUUUUAUAGACAGAAAAUAUUAAAAAAAACCUACUUUAGCCGCUCCUGCAACAGAAUAAUCAAUGAAUAUAAUCAGCUUUGAUCGACUGAGACAGUUUUCAUAUUGUUGCAAGCAUUUUGUGACAAGAUUUUGGAUCCCCGUGCCACUCGCUAUGACUGUUUGCAUUCUGACGGAGUCCAGUUGUUUCUGUUGUGUCAGACAUGAUCAAUCAACCCCUGAAUCACUUUCAAGCAGCGUUUCAGCAUCUAUCUGUGCCUGUUUUGUGCCCACUCUGUGCCAUUUUUUUCUUUUUUUUUUUGUCAGUUCGUCUGGGGAUCCAAAAUGGCACAUCUCAUAGAACCAGUGAUUCAAAACCAGAUCUAAGUGUAACAUGUCUGAAACUCUUUUCUGUGUAAAUAUCCCUGAACACAUCAAAAGGCCAAAUUACUGUAUGUUUAUACUGUACCUCUAUAUAUUUUCUAUUUUACUAUCAAAAGUGAUUUUCUAGUCAUUGACACAUAUAUAACUGUGUGGAUUCUAUUUGAUAAUCUUAGCCUGGAAAUAUUGAUCAUGUUUAUAGUUUUAAUGGAAUGUCCUCUCUUUUUAUCUCGAUGAUUACCGUAGCAGCUUAAUGUCUCUACCUUUUAUCUCCACCAUGAACUGGUGCGGUGUGUGUAUAUAGCAACAAGUGGUUUAUGAUUUAAACUCAUUUCUUUUCCUGGGAGGGGAAAAAAAAAAUAAAACGUUCUUGUUUAGA
Messenger RNA from Acanthopagrus latus (yellowfin seabream), 8490 nucleotides. It is a transcript of the gene ptprz1b, whose product is annotated as protein tyrosine phosphatase receptor type Z1b. The coding region runs from base 246 to 6083 and encodes 1945 amino acids. The record is from RefSeq and is a predicted model, not a curated record. Lineage: Eukaryota; Metazoa; Chordata; Actinopteri; Spariformes; Sparidae. Gene Ontology annotation, molecular function: protein binding; protein tyrosine phosphatase activity. The transcript is spliced from 36 exons. Gene Ontology annotation, biological process: peptidyl-tyrosine dephosphorylation.